This is a messenger RNA of Xyrichtys novacula (pearly razorfish), 11433 nucleotides long. The record is from the annotation of a GenBank genome assembly. NCBI's taxonomy places the organism in Eukaryota, Metazoa, Chordata, Actinopteri, Labriformes, Labridae.
AUGCUUAUUCUAGCCAAACUGAUCCAAGCCUCCGCGGUACGUAAAAAGCCCCGACGUAUCGAUUGUCGAAAUGAUGAGAUCAUGGAAAAAAAGGGCAGAGUGGAGUCUUUCUCAGCGGCGGCGCAAACGCUCCUCAUGGAGUUGUAUGAAGAGUACAAGGGAAAAAUUCAAAAGAAGGGCAACACUGUUGCCACUGUGAAAGCCAGGGAGAUGGUGUGGCAAAGUAUCAUGGACCGUUUAAAUUCGUGAGUUAUAGCCGAUAAAUAUUUUACAACCAAUAAACACACAAUAAAUUUGCUCGACCCACCAACUCAAGAUGCUGACAUCAUCCCUGACCCAUGAGUGCAUAUGUCAGAUGUAUCUUGAAUUCUAUAAGUGCAAGUGCUUUAAAUGCUUUGAUGUGCAUCAGUCUGCAGGGUUAAGGACCAUCUGCCACAAGGGCCUGUGAGGAGGAGGACACCAUAUCAGCCCAAACUGAUGAGUCAGGACAAAUGUGACAUUUGAUGGAGGUAUCGGAUUUCUACAGAUCAUAUACUAUAUGUAUCUAUAUACAUAUAUAUAUAUAUAUAUAUAUAUAUAUAUAUAUAUAUAUAUAAAGCUUGGAAUGCAAUCCCUGGAACAUACCUUAAAAAACUUGUGGAACGAAUGCCUGGUAUAUGCCGAGCUAUUGUUAAAGCCAGAGGAGGUUACUUUAAAGAAGGCAAAGUCUAAGCAACAAUAACUCAAAUACUUAAUAAAUAUCGUCAAAAUGUCUUCUGAUAAGAUACUCUUUACACAAUAGUCAUGUUUAUUGUGUUGCAAAUUAUAUUUAUGAAACUAUGAUCUUUUUUUGUACAAAUCUGAUCUUGCUUCCAAACCUUUGGCCUGUAGUGUAUGUACGGACAUCAUUGCAUCCUAUAAAUAGGCCUACUUCCAGCAUACAAUAAGGACAUACUAUCUCAAUAUCAAGAGUGUAUCACACUCUCCAUCAAUGAUAGGGAAGUGAAAAUUAGCUCACAGCAAACUAACAGGGUUUCAUAAAUUAUUGGUAUAGAUUUGAUUAAUUCAGACAUAUAUCGGUAAAAGGGUCUCUUUAGACCUCUUUACAGUGAAAAUAGGAAUUAUCAAGACAUUUGCUGCUUUAAAUCUUAUAAGUCUAGUUUAAGACUUUUUGAGCAUCCAUGUGAAGCCCGUGAUUAGAAGAGCUUGUAUUGCAUUUAUAUGGUACUUCAUUAUAAAUUUACUGUUUGGUUUAAAGGGUCUGAUGUAAAGCAUGUAUGAGGUGUGCACUAUAUUUAUGACAGUCUGACAGAGCAGGGCAAGCUGCAUAUAAAAAUGGUGUUCUUUUAAAACUCUCUUUCAUGAGCUGUUCUUGGUCAUUGUUAUUGAUAAGACCUUAUUUUGGUGCAUCAGCAUAACAUUUCAUUAUUCUGGCUUGUUUUCUUGUCAACCCCCAGAAGAUUUAAAACUCCCCAGCUUUCCGUCUGGCCAGAAUACAGAUUCUCAAUCUUUCUCAGGAUCUGUCAGAAGUCCAAUAGCUGAAAGAUUGAGAGAGACUGAAAAAGAGAGAGAGAGAGAGAUGGGUGGAGCAGGGUGAGGGACUCAUUCAUCGCAGUCUACACAGCAUGUAUCUGUUAGUUUUACAAGAAAAAGCCAAGAGAACGAGGGGAGGAGGAGAGAGGGAUUGGUGGAUGAGCGAAAUAGAGGGUUGGAGGGAAAACAGAUAGUGUGAAGUGAACACAAAUCAAAGUUUGUCUUGAUUCAGCACUGCAGGCUUCAUAAAACGGCAUCCUGACUUUGGACAAAUAUUACUUUGCAAACACACACACACACACACACACACACACACACACACACACACACACACACACACACACAGGGAGGGAGAGAGCGGGAGGGAGAGAGAGAGAGAACAACAUAGGCACUAACAUAGAUUUCCUGUGUCCUUCUAACCUUGUCACCUUUGCUUGAGGACAGGGUUAGAGCUUCAUUAGCUGCAGUUAUCUUACACUUAAAUGUACAUAGUCAGAGACAAGCAGACAGAAUAGUUCAACUGUAUCAUGGUCAUGGUAAACAAACUUUGAAUGAUCUAAAAGCUGAAUUUCAUCUUCCAGGUUUAUUUUUUUUCUUCUGUAUCCACUUAAGAUCAACCAUGCCAGCAUAGCUGUCCCAUGGAGAACAGCUCUCCUCACACACUCUCUACCUAAAUUACUUGCCUCAGUAGGACCACACGGGGAAUGUUUUCUAAACUUUACAAAUCAUUUCUGGAUCCUAUAAAUUGAUAUUGAUUGUGUAGCAAUCAAGACAACCCUGUAUGUGAAACUCACACAUUCCUCACAGGAAAGUUUUCUUAUCUGGUCCCAGGACACAGGAUAUAAAUCUUUCCAGACUUGUUUGCACUUUCAGGUUACCUAAAUGACCCAACCAGAGGUUGACCAAACCUCUGACUCUUCACGAUUGGUCAAUUCGGAGAACAGAGACAGAGUUUUUAUUACCUUUCAAACUGAUGCCAUCGCUGACCAUCUAAAUAAACAUUAACACCUCAACCCAGAUCUCCCAUUUGAGAUUUACCGUCUUAAAGUGUGUGAACAUACGGACCCCAGGAUAAGGUCUGAGGAGCAGGACACUGACCUCCAGACCUUGGUCGUAAAACCCUGCUCAACCAUGUACUGAUAAAAACUGCAUUCCUUUGGUGAAAGAAUACAAAUGACUGAUCAUGACAUCUUAUGCAUUCAGCACUAAUCUGUCUAAUCAUGAAAUUUGUGUUAAAAUGAGAUGUUUCCCGUUUUUCUAUGUGCUCCAGAAGCCAAGUUAUCACUCCGACAGAAUAAAUCCUUUAUUCUUUAGUUUCUUUAGACCAACAGCUUUUCAGACUGUUUCAUGAACUUUUAAGAGUUAAAUUUAUUGACUUAAGGGUUGGGUAUCGAAUAUCGGGUAUCGAUUGGAACCGAUUCUAGUUUUCCAAUUCUCCCUGAAUCGUUCAAAACUUUCAUUUUCGAUUCCUUGUUUCGAUACCCAGUUCGCCAACCGGAAAAAAAGAAGACGUCCUCCGGCCGGAAGUAGAAGCCACUGAAAGCCAACGAAGAAGCGUCCAUCGGAAGUGUUAGCAUAGCCGAGUGAGUCAGUCAAGCAUGGAUAGCGUUUGUUGGCGGUCCAAAGCCUGGCUUUACUUUUCUAAACUCACCGAAAACUCGGCAAAAUGCAACACUUGUGACAAAACUGUUUUGUGCAUAGGAGGGUGCACUACGAACAUGAUGAAGCAUCUCCGACGAGGUCAUGGAGUGGAAAUAAAUGUUUGCCCCGUCUUCACUCCUUACUCAAGCGUAUGUUACAAAGAAGGAAGAGUGCCACAGAAAGGUCACUGCACACAUCGUCAAAAGGCUGUAUCCCUUUUCAGAGGUGGAAUCACCAACAUUAAGGUCAGUUAAGCAAUAACGAUAGAGCUAAGCUAAUUGAUACCGAGCUAAACAGUAACAUCAACAUUACAUGUUUCUUCACUAUGCAGGGAUAUGGUGAAAACUCUAAACCCCAAAUACACACCACCUUCCAGGGACUACCUGUCAAACACAUUAAUCCCAUCGUGUUACAAGGCUGAGAAGUCUAACAUUAUUGCAGAGCUCAGUGAAGUCAGCUCUGUUGCACUCAAAUGUGAUGGCUGGAGUAGCAUCACACAGGACCACUACCUCACCAUUACAGCACACUACAUAGUUGAGUCAAAAUGCAGCAAAUAGUGCUAAAAACAAAGGCAGUAUGCAAGGCACAGACUGGCUGUGUUAUUUCAGAGGAAACCAGUGAUUUUCUCUCAGAGUUUGGCAUAUCUGAUAAAAUAUUAGCAGUCACUGUAGAUAAUGCUGUCAACAUGGAUGUGGCUAUCAAGCGCCUGCAAUUUGUGAAAUUGUGCUGUUUUGCUCACACACUUAAUCUAGCUGCACAAAGUGUAUACUCCCUAAAUUCAGUGAGUGAGUGGGUGGCCAAGGUCCGAGCCAUUGUUGUGUAGAUGAAGAGGUGCUUGAUGUCCAAGGUGGUUCUCCAAGAGAAGCAAGAACUUCUACGUAAGACACACAAAGUUUACUUUAUUUAACUGUUGUGCACUGAGACAUAAUGACUUUAUAUGUCUGAUCUCUUAUUAUUAUUUAUGAGCUCUGCAGAGUAGUACUAUGGUAUUUGAGUCCAAUUUUACAAAAGUAAUGUUUGUCUCCUAGGAUGAAAAGCAUCUGCUAAAUAACUUAAAAUGGAUGUUCUUGUUAUUAUCAGAGCUGCCCCGACACUCACCCAUACUUGAUGUCAGAACACGGUGGAACUCUCUGUACCUAAUGCUGGAGAGAUUCACAGAGCAGUACCCUGCAAUUCAAGCAGCCAGCUUGGAUCAACGGCUGAGACAAAAUUUGGAAAGGGACAGGUAGAGAUAGAUAGACAAGCUAAGACAAAAAUACCUGUACACAAGAACAGUAUUAGAGUGAAUGUGCUCAUGUAGGACUAGGGAGUGCAUAUGUUAGGUGUUUUGUUAAGGAAAAAAGAGAAUAUUUCUAACUCCAUUCUAUAAUAAUAAUAAAUAAUACAUUUUAUUUGUUAAGCGCUUUUCAAAGACUCAAAGACGCUGUACAUAGCUAAAAUCUAUGUGUUCUUAAUUCUAUUUCAUACAGACUUGCUCGACUAAAUGAGGAGGACUUUAGGAGAGCUGAAGACUUCAUCAACUUUAUGAAGGUGCUCUACACAUCAACACUCUGCGUGUCUUCUGAAAAGAGUCCCACAUGCGGACAGAUUCUGCCUAUCUUCAAAAAGCUUGAGGAACACCUGGCUGUAAAAAGAUGAAGACACGGUCUUUGUGUCAAACCUUAAAAAAUAGGUUUGGGCAAACCUAUCCAAGCGCUACCAGGUAAGUGAUUGAGGUAGGGCACCUGGAAAGAAAUUGUUGAAGAAUAGAAAUAUCCUGUGGCUUGCUAAAACAUUUAAAGAAUGUGUUUUGCAGAAUGAUGAUAUCAGGAAUUUUCUCAAAGUGGCCACUGUGUUGGAUCCACGCUUUAAACAUCAACUGGAUGCUGCUGACACCAUCUGGGACCAGAUCCAGAGAAAGCUGAUUGAACAGGUGAAAUGUCAUUCAUGCACAACUGUUAAAAUCCAAGAUCUAAAUGCUAAUUAUGUUCUUUGUAGUCAACAGAGGAGGUCUGUGGAGCUGAUGGGGACACCGUGCAAUCUGAGAAUGAGGAUGAGCAGGAAAGUGUAAGUGUUCAAUAGCUGAUAUUAUAUAGGUUUCCAAUCCAAACAAUGAUCAUGCCUUUUUUUAGUGAUGAUGCUAAUGAACCUUUUAUUUUGUUUUUUAGCAACAGCCUCCCUGCAACCUGCCCAGGAAGACUCCACUGGAGGAGCUGUUCGCUGAGGAAGAGGCACAGAGCAUAGUGUCACAGCAGAGCUCCACCUCCAUCAAGAAACGAGUGGAGAGAGAGCUGCAGAUGUACAAGGAAGUUCCACCGGUCCUUAUGUCUGUGGACCCUGCUGCAUGGUGGUGGAACCAACAAAAGACAUAUCCUUUCCUGUCAGAUCUCGUUUUCUCCUAUUUAUGCGUUCAAGCUUCUUCUACACCCAGCGAACGUGUAUUCUCUACAGCAGGAGACACUAUCUGUCCAGAACGCUCACGCAUUCUGGCUGAGAAGUCAGAUAUGGUCAUUUUCCUAAACAAGAACUGUUUCUGAUUUUAUACUGUACCUGCUGCUAAUCUGGACUGAGUUUUACAAGUUGUUUCUUAUUGUUUAUUUGCUUUUCUGCACCAGGUUAGCCUAUCAGUUUGAGCAGGGUAACAUGUUUAAAAUCGUAUUCUUAAACGUUCUGACUCUUCCUCAUCAGAUGGCGUGGAGCAGCCAGUGGAGGACAUCCUCCCUGAUGUCAUCAUGGUUGUGGACGAGGUCCCAGGUGACAUUGUUCCAAUCUACAUCUCUUCCUCUGAAGAUGAUGAUGAUGUUAUUGUCUUGGCAGACAUGUUAUGUGUUCUGAUGUUAUGUCUUCAAUUGGCAGGGGACUGAAUGCCUAAUCGUUGUUGGGGUAGAGCUCUCAGGACUGCCCUGCUCCCCAAACUACCAUCAUCAGCCACCAGCUCAGAGGACGAGGAGGGUCCAAACCAGAUCAGCACAGAGGACACACACCAUGACUGUUGAUGAUCUUUUUCUCCACAAAAAGUGAGGAUGAAAAGGACCAAGACCAGACAUGAGGAGAAGAACAUUCUGGACCACAAAAAGAGGAGAGAUGACGGAGGACCAGCUGUAGAUCAGAGGAAGCGUCUUUGUUGGUCAUCUUGGUAAGUCAUCCCCUCUCUGAGAUAACAGCUGUAAUCUACUGUAAAAUUCAUUUUGAAUAUGUGGAUUACCAAAGGAGCAGUCUUUUAUAUUAUUAUUCCAGUUUUCAAAACGAUUUGAACUAUUUAUUUUCCAUCAACACAAAGUUCUCAAAGAUGUUUUCAAACUUUUUCUGGUGUUUUUCUAUCCUGUAGGGUUGGAUUCCUCUGUGUAUUUUUCCUGUUGCUGGAGGUCAGAGUGCAAGUGAACCAACAGAUCAUCCCAGGACCAAGACCCACUGACACCCACUGGGCCUGAAUCACUUAGAAUGGAUUGAGGCUACUAAUAAGACAAAGAAUUGAGCAUCAGGGUCUGACUCAAAAAGCAAACAGUACUAAUGAUGUUUAAGAGCAAAAACAUCCCAGCCCUAAGGAUGAGGAACACCCCAACCUGACCAGCACGGAGGACGCUGUGCGCUUCUUCUACUUCUUCUUGAAGAGGAAUUUCUCAUGCACAAACACACACAACAUGGUUGUCAGAGAAUUUUAAAGGAGGAAUAUUUUCAAUAAAAAUUGUUAAAUAAAUAUUCAAAAAAUGUGUUUCUUUCCACAAGGUGUACAUAACUGUUUAUGACCAUGGUAAAAAAAAGUCUCAAUAUUAAUAAAAAUUAUAUAUUUCUCAAGUCUGACCAUUGUGACCAACAACAUAUUAAGUGAAAAACUAGUUUAAAUUGAAAAGUCAUUGAGUUUAAUUUUCUUAACACAAAAAUAUUCAGUCACGAGUCUCAUAUUGAAGUGUUUGAGAUGUUAAAUAAUGAGUUACAAAUGUGAAAAUCCAUGUUGUUGUAUUUGGAAAUAGUUACCAUUUUUCUGUAGCAGUUAUUUGGAGUUAGACAGAGUUAUUUGGAGUUUUAUUUGAGGCCUAUCCUAACAGGGUCAGGUAUUAUAAUGUGUUAUAACUGUUAACAACUCACUGAUAAUGCCCACAUAGAUAAUGCAAUGCAACUGUUGUUAAAAGUUAUAGCACAUUAUAAUAAUUGACCUUAUAAGUCAUGAUAAAAUGCUUUAUAAUGUGUUAUGAUUAUUGCUAUGAAGCAUUAUGAUCAUUUAUGAGUGUUUAUAAUUGUAGUUAUACAGUGCUAUAACCUGAUCAUAAUGCAUUAUACUUAUAUAUAAAAUGUAUUAUAGAGAUAGGUGUCAAGUUAAGUGUUACCAAACUCAUUCUAUAUAUCAAUAAAAAGGUUAUGAUUUCUAUGACUCUCAAUAUGGAAAAUGUCUUAUCAAUACUCACAACAUGACUCUGGGUGCUUUUAGUAAAGUGACAGCACUGUAACACAAUUUCUUAUAAACUGUACUUGUGGCUGUAUAAGUAGCUACAGUGUUAGACAAAAAUAUGUCAUGCUCAUGCUCAAGAAAUGCUUUUAACUCAUACUCACUGCUAAUAACACUUAAAAAAAUAUUGCAAUAAGCUGUUCUGAUGGUUAUUGUCACUCAUGUGGGUUGUUCUUUAUAAAUAUGCUUAUCUGAUAUAAAAGAGCCUUUUGUGUCUGUGCAGCUUAAACAUAAAAAUGGAACAAAUAGAAAACAGUUGAUCCCAAUAAAUUUAUUUAAAAAAAAAAGAAAAGGAAAACAAAAUAAGCAAAAUACUUGGAAUGAAAUCAUAUUUAAUAAAUAAAUUGUAUCGAUUUUAAUUUUGACUCUCACGCAUACGCAUCGUCAGUGCGUCAGUCGUUGCCAUCGAUACGGAACUGGGGUUAUUUAAACUCAGAUCAAUGUUCCAGAUUCCCCUUUUGUUCCUGACCUUGACAAGAGUAGCUGCAAACUUUGGCUGUGGGAAGCUAACCUUUGGAAAGCUUGAGAAAGCGACUGAAAACCAACUGUUUUUUUAAAAACAAACCCUCUGAAGAGAUUGCCGACUGCGGAUACCCAGGAACACUGAAGAUGGCCUCCAGGAGACCGGACCAGGACCACCUGCUGCUCGGGGACGAACCGAUGAACGACUACCGUGCUGGCAAGAUAACUUUGAACCUCGUUUGAUAUUGAUAUUGAUAUAACAUGCGUGGAAACAAGAUUAAAACCUAAAAGCUUCGUGGCUUGCUAGUUUGAUGGAAAAUAUAUUUAUUUACAUUUGUGUGUGGUUGAUUUCUUUAUUAAAGCGUUUUGCUUUAAUUCUGAGCAUUUAUUAUUUUUGUAUAUAUAUAUAUAUAUAUAUAUAUAUAUAUUUAUUUAUUUAUUUAUUCAUAUAUGAUUCACUGAUGUUUGUUUCUUCUGAGAAUAUUUCAGGUCAGUGAACAGUAAAAAUAGAUAAAGUUACUUCAGCUUUCUUUUCACUCAAUCUCUCACUGAAUUGAUUUUGUUUUCUCCUUACACUUCCGGUGGGUGGACGCUGGCAUGUAUGUUGCCGCUGCUCACCGGCAGAAAAAGUCGUGUAUAUCUUGUUUUUUAUCGCUUUUAUGGCCCGUGAUUCUACGUGAGAAGCCGACUGUCCAUUUCCCUGCCUGCGACAGCCAAAACAGUUUCUCUCCCACAAAUAACUCCGGCACUUUUGUCCACAAGUGCACGGGCUAAGCCCCGGCUGCUAAUGCUAACCGGCUGUCAAAACGCCGGCUUUCAAAAGCUCGCCGGUUCCUUCCCCAUCAUGUGGCCCAACAAUGUUCUCAUCUGGUCUGGGCUCAUCUGGAUACUGCUGUCGCUCUACCAUCAUCCUGUGGCUGGACUACUCCAAUACCCUGUCGCCGACCUUUUUCGGAUCCGCCGGACUGCACCGAGGUCUCCGCCGCCGGAGCUGCAUCAUCACCCGGACAUCACCCGAGUACCUCGCCGGCGCUACAUCCACCAUGGGUCCCGCAGACACGUCCAGCAUUGUGGCUCCAGCGCUAUCAAUGCUACACGAUCUACCUCUCGUCGCCCCUCCAGAAACUCCGGCCGCGCCGUCAACCACAGCUCACUAGCCCGCCUAGCUAGGUCGGCUCACACUACUGCUAUCAAACAUGACACCUCCGCUGUCAACUUCGGUCUGCUGAACAUCUGCUCACUCACAAGCAAAGGUCAUCUCGUCCAAGAUCUCCUCAUCGACCGUAAGCUCGACUUUCUCUUUUUAACUGAAACCUGGCAACAACCCACUGACUUCUCUGCUCUCAAUGAUUCCACUCCUCCCGGCUUUGUUUACAUCAGCCGUCCCCGUGGCAACGGCCGCGGUGGAGGUCUCACGGUAAUUCACCUCCAAAAUCCAAAGUUUCUCCCUCACCAUUGACAGCUCCCCAGUUUCCCCCUCCCCCCAGGUAAAGAGUCUGGGUGUCAUCCUCGACAGUACACUCUCCUUUCAUUCCCACAUCAACAUCAUUACUCGCACCGCUUACUUCCACCUCCGCAACAUCAACAGACUCCGUCCCUCCCUCACUCCCCACUCCACCGCCGUCCUUGUUCACAGCCUUGUCACCUCCCGCCUGGACUAUUGCAACUCCCUCCUCUUCGGCCUCCCCCAGAAAUCUCUCCAUAAACUCCAACUGGUCCAAAACUCAGCUGCCCGCAUCAUUACAAAGACCCCCACACAUCACCACAUCACCCCCGUCCUCCAGCACCUCCACUGGCUCCCCAUCAAAGACCGGAUCAUCUACAAACUCCUCCUGUUCGCAUACAUGGCCAUCCAUAACCUUGCCCCCCCCCACCUGUCCGACCUCCUGCACGUCAUCACCCCCACUCGCUCCCUCCAGUCCUCCUCCUCCACCCACCUCUCUGUCCCCCCUGCCCGCCUCAGUACAAUGGGGGGCAGAGCCUUCAGUCGCUCUGCCCCCCAGCUCUGGAACUCACUACCACCCGAUCUCAGAAACACUGACUUUCAAAACACUACUCAAAACCCACCUGUUUCGCUCCGCAUACUCCCUGUAGCUGUUUUAUCCAUUCCCUGUGUCGAUUUUUAUCUGUUUAAAUUGCUUAUUGUUUUAUCUAUUGUUUUAUUACGAAUGUCUUGCUUUUAAUAUUGUACAGUGACCCUGGGUGUUUUGAAGGGCGCUUUCAAAUAAAAUUUAUUAUUAUUAUUAUUAUUAUACGUUUUGUUUCCACCAUUUGAUCAUAGUUUUGAUAAAGUUAAGCUUUUAAUUUGUAGCUCAGACUCUUCAGCUUCAUAUGUUAAUCCAUCUAAAAUUCAUAAAUCAAAGUUUUGAACAUUGUGAAAAUAUAACAUUGACACAUUACAUCAGAGCUAAUUAACACAGGAGGGUUCAUAUUUCUUUAUAAUACAGCGACUCCAUGAUGUUUGAUAUAAGAGUUAAAAGUCGUUUCCUGUGUUCAUGAAUCAGUUGAUGUAGAACAGUUGUAAGAAAUUUAUGUGAAUUUAGGAUUACAAGAUUUAAUUGAGUGUUUUUACUUCUGUAAGACAAAUAUUGUAAGUUACUGGAGAAGACACACCUUAAAAUCUUAUUCUUAAACGCUCUGACUCUUCCUCAUCAGAUGGCGUGGAGCGGCCAGUGGAGGACAUCCUCCCUGAUGUCAUCAUAGUUGUGGACGACAUCCCAGGUGACAUUGUUCCAAUCUACAUCUCUUCCUCUGAAGAUGAUGAUGAUGAUGAUGAUGAUGAUGUUGUUGUCUUGGCAGGUGGAGAUGAAGGCAUGGAGGCUGAGGUGGCCAUCGAGCAACAGGUGGACAUCGCAGGUGAUGGGGGUGACGAUAUUGACGAUGACAAUGACGAUGACAGUUACACUGACGACAGCGACGACUGGUUUUCCUCUGACGGUGAGGAUUCUGGUUACGGCUCCAUGUCUGAGGAGGAGGAGGACGACGCAGUCGUCAGACCUGACUCCCCACUUGAACAGGAGUUCCCACCAGAUGACUUCUGGCAGAGGUGGGACCAGUUGUCUCCUCCAGUCCCUGCUGGUUCACCUGUUGCUCCGCCUUUCAGUCCUCUACCACUGCCUCCGAGUCCUCUUGCUGGUCCUCCGGGCACAUCUUCUGAAGCUCAGGGUUCAGAAGAGUGUGCCCCCUCAACAUCAGGGCUGGUCUCCUCCUUGAAGAGGAGCAUGGAGGAGGGCAGCCCUGAGCAGGUAAGUGCAAAGAGGCAGAGGACGAGUGACGAAGACAGCCCUGAUGAAACAACGCCCUCAACAUCAGGGCUCAGCUCCAGCACAAACAGUAGUCUCCGCUACAGGACUUUCCUGCUCUCAAGGUGGAAUGAGGACAGUGACUCGGACUGA